UAAGAUCUCAUAUAGUUUUUACAAUAAGAAUUAAUCUAUUUAGCAUUAUUGCUGGCUACUUGUAAUUUUGUUUAUAAGUCCGGUAACUCUUAGUCAAGUUUGUUUUGUUUUUCCUGUAAUUGUUAUUUGAUCAAGAAAAUGUGUGAUUUUCCUGAAAAUUUACAAAUAAAACGUGAGCCUUCGCCACCUUCUACUCCUGAGGAUAAAUCACCUAGUAACAUUAAAGCGAAGCUAAAUCUGCAUGUAAAACGCAGAUUGCAAGACUUCAACCAAACCGCUGAAGACAAUUUAUCAUUCAAUAACAAAACACAAAUUGCUGUUGAUAUCAAGCAGGAGCCCCAAAAAUCAGAAACUAUCAGACAAAAGAGACCCUAUAACAAAAGAACAGAUAAAAACAAAUCUGCCACACAAUCUCUGGAAUCCACAUCACUACUAACAGCCGCAGGAUCAGCAGCAGCAUUAGCGCCUCAACGUAAAUAUAAACAUAAAAUAAAACAAAUUGUAGGCAACGACAACCAAGACUUACUACCAAACUCGAAUACUAUUGACGAACCAGCAUCAGUUGGCCAUAAUGCAACAAUAACAGCUGGUGCUUUAAGUGCGGGAGAAGAGGAUGAGGGCGGUCAUGACAAUGAAUUGAAGGCGGGCCGAGAAAAAGAAAAAUGUCCCGAUGUUUUGGCCAUGGUGUUAAGUAUGAAGAAAAGAGCUUUAAUGCAAGAUCCAGAAGUUCAAAAAUUUCUAAAAGAUGUUAUGGAAGUAAUAAAAAGUUAAAUUUAAAAAAAAA
Molecule: messenger RNA, 784 nt
Organism: Calliphora vicina (urban bluebottle blowfly)
Lineage: Eukaryota; Metazoa; Arthropoda; Insecta; Diptera; Calliphoridae
Exons: 1
Coding region: 139-771 (210 amino acids)
Source: RefSeq, a predicted model, not a curated record